CCACAGCCAAGAUGGCCACCAGUGAUGCCCGCCGUCUCUCCUUGCCGUUCCUGUUGCAUGUGAUYACUCUGCUGCUAUUGCUGCUGCUCACCUGCUCCCAGGCCUUAUCACCACCACGGUUCACUAAAGUUCCCGUUGACCAGAUCGGUGUCUCGGGGGGCGUGGUCACCUUCGUCUGCCAGGCGACGGGCGACCCCAAGCCGAGAGUUAGCUGGAGCAAGAAAGGGAAAAAGGUGAACUCUCARCGUAUAGAGACCAUUGAGUUUGACGAGGGCGCCGGCGCCGUGCUCAGAAUCCAGCCGCUCAGAGCCCCGCGUGACGAGAACAUCUACGAAUGCGUGGCUGAGAACAACGAGGGCGAGAUUACGGUCAGCGCCAAGCUGUCCAUCAUCAGAGAGGACCUUCUCCCACCAGGCUUCCCUAACAUCGACAUGGGACCUCAACUCAAAGUGGUGGAGCGCACCCGGACAGCCACCAUGCUCUGUGCUGCCAGUGGCAACCCUGACCCAGAAAUCACUUGGUACAAAGACUUUCUGCCCAUAGAUCCCAGUGCAAGUAAUGGGCGGAUUAAACAGCUACGAUCAGAAGCCUUUGAGGAUACCCCAAUAAGAGGUGCCUUGCAGAUUGAGAACAGCGAGGAGACCGACCAAGGGAAGUACGAGUGCGUGGCGUCUAACGUGGAAGGCGUGCGCUACUCGUCCCCUGCUAACCUUUACGUGCGAGAGCUUCGAGAAGUACGGCGGGUGCCUCCUCGCUUCUCCAUCCCACCAACGAGUCAAGAGAUAAUGCCAGGUGGCAGCGUGAACAUAACAUGCGUAGCUGUGGGGUCGCCCAUGCCUUAUGUCAAGUGGAUGCUGAACUCCGAGGACCUGACACCAGAGGAUGAGAUGCCAGUUGGCAGGAACGUUCUUGAACUGAGCAGCGUCCGUGAGUCGGCCAACUAUACCUGUGUGGCCAUGAGCAGCCUUGGCAUCAUUGAGGCUGUGGCACAGAUCACUGUCAAAUCUCUCCCCAAGCCUCCAGGUACCCCCGUUGUCACUGAAACCACAGCCACAAGUGUGACUAUUACCUGGGACUCAGGGAACCCAGAUCCAGUAACAUAUUACAUCAUACAGUACCGGGCCAAGUCUCCAGACAGCAAGUAUGAGACUGUGGAAGAUAUCACCACGACACGUUACAGCAUAGGUGGUCUCUAUCCAAACACGGAGUAUGAAAUCCGUGUGUCAGCCGUCAACACAAUUGGACAGGGUCCUCCCAGUGAGCCGGUAGAAACUCGUACUGGUGAGCAAGCCCCUGCAAGUCCACCAAGAAACAUCAGAGCCCAGAUUCUCCCUCAAAACACAAUGAUGGUGCAGUGGGAAGAGCCAGAGGAGCCCAAUGGACAGAUCAAGGGCUAUCGAGUUUAUUACACCAUGGAUGACUCACAACCCAUGAGUCUCUGGCAGAUUCACAAUGUCCAGGACAGCAUCAUCACCACUAUCCGGAGCCUCGUUCCUGAGGAGACGUACACAAUCAAAGUCCUUGCGUUCACCUCUGUCGGCGAUGGACCAUUCUCAGAACCCAUUCAUGUCAAAGUAGUCCAAGGAGUUCCAGCUCAACCAUCCAAAUUCCAGGUCGGCGCUGUGUCUGACACUAGCAUUGAGUUGACUUGGGAACCUGCUUAUGAAAAAGAAGGAAUUUUACGUUAUGAGCUUCGCUAUUCCGAAAGCAAUUUUGGCACCCAGAUAAAAAAGACAUUUGGACCCACUAGAUCAUAUGUUGUGGAAGGUCUCCGCCCCAAUACAGAGUAUCGUUUCUCUCUGGCAGCCGUCUCUAGCAAAGGCAUUGGAGCCUUCACAAAUGAAAUUUCUGAGAAGACCCUACAAGCCAAGCCCUCAGCCCCCCCUCAAGAAACUAAGUGCAUCAGCACCACCUCCACCAGCCUUUUGGUAAGUUGGCAGCCCCCACCUGUGAAGAGUCAGAACGGUGCCCUGACAGGGUAUAGGGUGCUCUACCAGGCGGUGGGCUCUUCAGAAGGGGCCGGUGAUGACACAGAGCCCAUGGAGGAGCCAAUGAUCCCUUCAACUGAAGAGCGGGUGCUGCUGCAGCGACUGGAGAAAUGGACCCAGUACCGCAUCACUGUUUCUGCCUCAACUGCUGUUGGGCUGGGCCCAGAGAGCGAAGCCUUGAUCUGUCGAACCGAUGAAGACGUUCCUGGAGCRUCACCGAGGCGGGUUGAGGUGGAAGUCCUGAACUCCACAGCGCUUAAGGUGAUGUGGCGUUCGGUGACACCAGGCAAGCAAAAUGGUCAGAUCCGUGGCUACCAGGUUCACUAUGUGCGUGUGGAAAACGGCGAGUCUCGGGGCCUGCCCCUCAUUAAGGAUGUGAUGCUGGCUGAUGCCCAGUGGGAAACGGACGAUACAGCCGAAUACGAAAUGGUCAUUGAAGGACUCAAGCCAGACACUACUUACUCCAUCACCGUGGCAGCGUACACCACCAAGGGGGAUGGAACUCGAAGCAAACCCAAACUGGUGGUGACCAAAGGGGCAGUUCCUGGUCCACCUUAUUUGUCAGUACUUCAAGACACAAAGGCAUCAGCUGUUGUUCAGUGGGAUCCUCCAGACCUGACAAAUGGAAUGGACCUGCAGGGAUACCGGCUCCAGUUUGGCCGAAAAGAUGUCUCCCCCUUGGCCACACUGGAAUUUGCUCCCCAAGAACGAAAGUAUUCUGUGGGCAACAUUCAUCAGGGCGCCACUUAUCUCUUUAAGAUCUCCGCCAAAAGCAGAGGAGGCUUUGGGGAAGAGGCUGUGGCAGAACUCGCUAUUCCUGAGAAUAACCCAGGAGGCUACCCUCAAAUUAGCGAGAGCUCCAAUGUAACAUGCUGCUCAGUUCAGCUGUCGUGGUCUCCACCAGUGCUGGCAGAGAGGAAUGGGGUCAUCACAGAAUACACUUUGGCCUAUAAAGAAGCUGGAACCAGAGAAGCACCACAGGAACUCCGCAUACCUCCAAAUCUCUCCAGCUAUGUGCUCAGCAGCCUCAAACCGAACUCUGCAUAUGACGUGAAAAUACGUGCCCACACCAGUGUAGGUCCAGGGCCCUACAGCCCGCCUAUCCAGUAUCGGACGGUGGCCAUUGAUCCUGCAGACGUUCCGAAGAAUUUCACUGUGAAGUGGGUCACCAAGACCACAGUAGUUCUUGCRUGGAAGUUUUCCGAAAACAGAUCUGCAUACAAAUGCACGAUUGAGUACACUCGUCAAAAAAUGGAUGUGGAUGCUAGACAGUUGAAGGUGUUCAUCACAGGGCUAAGGCAUAACACCACAUACGAGUUCAGGGUGACCUGUCAAGAAAGCAUGGAUGGUGGGCCACGGCACCGUGUGGUGGCCAGGACGGCACCACUUAUCUUGGCCAAGAAACCCAAACUGGAUAUUUAUGCUGAGCCUGAAAACAUACUUACUAUGUCCUUUCCACAGAUCAACAACAAGGAUGUCAAGAACUUCUAUGUAGUAGUGGUACCACUUAAAACAACAUCAGGAACAGUGAAAAACUUGAAGAGCCCUGAUGAAAUGGACAUAGAAGAGCUCCUGCGGGAGGUGAUCCCAAAGAGACGCUCACGCCGUCAGCUGGCUCAGCUGGACCAGAGGAAUCCCUACAUCACAGCUUGCUUCAAGCAGCUGCCUCCCAGCUUCACUGUGGGCUCCGACCACCGUUUCAGCAGCUGUGAGAAUAAGUCUCUUGAACCUGGUCAGGAGUAUGUCUUCUUCCUGCUGGCUGAACUCAAUGCCACUGUGGGGAAAAUGUUUGCUACUAGCCCUUAUACCGACACAGUGAUGACUCCUGAGCAGAUUGUGGACCCAUUGCCAGUAGAAACUGGUGAUGGACUUAUAUGGGUGGUUGGCCCUGUCUUGGCUGUGGUCUUCAUCAUUGGCAUCGUCAUCUCCAUUCUCCUUUUGAAAAACAAACCAGACAGCCGCAAAAGAAAAGAGUCCGAGCCACGCACCAAAUGUCUGCUAAACAAUGCAGACAUUACACCCCACCACCCCACAGAUCCUGUGGAAAUGAGGCGCAUCAACUUCCAAACUCCAGAUUCUGGUCUGAGCAGUCCUCAGAGUGAAGCAGAUUUUGACUAUGAAAGCAUKAUGAAUCAUCCUCCUAUUCCUAUCUCGGAGCUGUCCGAACACACUGAACUUCUCAAAGCUAAUGACAACCUCAAACUCUCCCAGGAAUAUGAGUCUAUUGAUCCGGGCCAGCAGUUCACCUGGGAGCACUCCAACCUGGAGGUGAACAAGCCCAAAAAUCGUUACGCCAACGUCAUCGCCUACGACCACUCCCGUGUGAUCCUGGCUCCCAUUGAUGGUAUAACAGGUAGUGACUACAUCAACGCCAAYUACAUUGAUGGCUACAGGAAGCAGAAUGCCUACAUCGCCACCCAAGGUCCAUUACCAGAAACGUUUGGGGACUUCUGGAGGAUGGUGUGGGAACAGAGAACAGCAACUGUUGUCAUGAUGACCAGGCUGGAAGAGAAGUCUCGGAUUAAGUGUGACCAGUACUGGCCCAGCCGUGGCACAGAAACCUACGGCAUGACGCAAGUGACCCUGCUGGACACCAUAGAGCUGGCCACUUUCUGUGUCCGCACUUUCUCCCUGCACAAGAACGGCUCAAGCGAGAAGCGGGAGGUUCGUCAGUUCCAGUUCACGGCGUGGCCCGACCACGGUGUGCCCGAGUACCCGACCCCUUUCUUAGCCUUCCUCCGCAGGGUGAAGACUUGUAACCCGCCUGAUGCCGGACCCAUCAUCGCCCACUGCAGUGCYGGCGUCGGCCGAACGGGCUGCUUUAUAGUCAUCGAUGCUAUGCUUGAGCGCAUCAAGCACGAGAAGACGGUGGACAUUUAUGGCCAUGUGACGCUGAUGCGCUCGCAGCGGAACUACAUGGUGCAGACAGAGGACCAGUACAGCUUCAUUCACGACGCACUGCUGGAGGCGGUGGCCUGUGGGAAUACUGAAGUGGCCGCCCGCAGCCUCUACUCCUACAUCCAGAAGCUGGCCCAGGUGGAGAGCGGCGAGCACGUCACCGGGAUGGAGCUGGAGUUCAAGCGUUUGGCCAACUCCAAAGCCCAUACAUCACGCUUCAUCAGUGCCAACCUUCCCUGCAACAAGUUUAAGAACCGGCUGGUCAACAUCAUGCCCUACGAGACCACACGUGUCUGCCUGCAGCCAAUCAGAGGCCUGGAAGGCUCUGAUUACAUUAAUGCCAGCUUCAUUGAUGGAUACAGGCAGCAGAAGGCUUACAUCGCCACACAGGGGCCUCUAGCAGAGACUACAGAAGACUUCUGGAGAAUGCUCUGGGAGAACAAUUCCACUAUUGUAGUCAUGUUGACCAAACUUCGAGAGAUGGGGCGGGAAAAGUGUCACCAGUACUGGCCAGCAGAGCGCUCAGCCAGGUACCAGUACUUUGUGGUGGAUCCUAUGGCCGAGUAUAACAUGCCUCAAUACAUCCUCCGGGAGUUCAAGGUCACAGAUGCCAGGGAUGGCCAGUCCAGGACAGUAAGGCAGUUCCAGUUUACUGAUUGGCCAGAGCAAGGUGUGCCCAAAUCCGGGGAGGGUUUCAUCGAUUUUAUCGGCCAGGUCCAUAAAACCAAGGAGCAAUUUGGACAGGAUGGACCCAUCUCUGUCCACUGCAGUGCUGGAGUGGGGAGAACAGGAGUCUUCAUCACCCUCAGUAUCGUCCUGGAGAGAAUGCGAUAUGAAGGUGUUGUUGAUAUCUUCCAAACAGUGAAGAUGCUCCGGACACAAAGGCCAGCUAUGGUCCAGACUGAGGAUGAGUACCAAUUCUGCUAUCAUGCAGCACUGGAGUACUUAGGAAGCUUUGAUCACUAUGCAACGUAAAAAGCCAUCUCUUCCCCCAGAAUUCUGUUGCCCCGACCUCACCCAACUCAACAGUUUCCUGAGCCAUAGAAACUUUGAAAUCUGAAACAACAACAGCAGCAGUCGGAAAUUUCACCACCGCUCUAAUUCCGACGCACCAAACAGGAUCCGGUAGAUUUUUCUCGUAGAAAACACCCCCCAAAACAAGCAGUCCAGAGUAAUUCCAAUUGAGACAAAAAAAAAGGAACAGAAGAAAAUUUGCACACCGUUUCAACAAAAUAAAGAUUCUCAGCAAGGAGUAACCAGAAGCUGUGGCUCAAACUGUGGGGCGGUUUAUCGAUCUACGUGUCAGACUGCUUACCUUACCUCAAGUGUUUCGAUGUGGAGGACGUUGUAAACAUUCGUGGACAUUUCUCUUUUCAAGACUAUCUUUGUGAUACAGCGGUGAACAAGCGACAGGUAACGAAGGAAAAAGAAAGCAAAAAAAAAAAAAACAACCACAAAAAAAUUUAAAAAUCAAGAAGCAGAUGGAUGUAGCCAAGACUGGGAAAAUGUGCUUGUUUUGGAUGUAAAAAAGUAUUUCUAUCAACUAUUUUUUGUGAGUGUUAUUCAGCAAAA
Molecule: messenger RNA, 6458 nt
Organism: Austrofundulus limnaeus
Lineage: Eukaryota; Metazoa; Chordata; Actinopteri; Cyprinodontiformes; Rivulidae
Gene: ptprsa
Product: protein tyrosine phosphatase receptor type Sa
Biological process (GO): protein dephosphorylation
Molecular function (GO): protein binding; protein tyrosine phosphatase activity
Source: RefSeq, a predicted model, not a curated record